Molecule: messenger RNA, 393 nt
Organism: Myotis davidii
Lineage: Eukaryota; Metazoa; Chordata; Mammalia; Chiroptera; Vespertilionidae
Gene: NDUFV3
Product: NADH:ubiquinone oxidoreductase subunit V3
Exons: 2
Biological process (GO): mitochondrial ATP synthesis coupled electron transport
Cellular component (GO): mitochondrion
Source: RefSeq, a predicted model, not a curated record
UUUUGUCAGACUCUGCUUCUAGAAGGACAAGUGUUUCGAGGACUUGCGUCUACAGCUUCUCUCUCUGCAGAAUCAGGAAAGCGUGACAAGGGCCUGCCACCAAGUUCCAAGAAACAAAGUCCACCAAAAAAGCCUGCACCAACUGCCGCACCAGCCGCUGCACCGGCCGCCACUCCUGUCGAGCCGUUCGACAACACCACCUACAAGAACCUCCAGCAUCAUGACUACAACGUGUACACCUUCUUAGACGUGAACCUGGACCUCUCGAACCGGAGGUUGCCUCAGCCCUCUUCUGGCCGAGAGUCACCUCGCCACUGAGAGCUCAGUUUAAUGAUCACCCUUAUGUUGUCCGCUGCAUUCUUACCUGCAAAAUAAAGUCUGCUCGAGUCAUAA